Molecule: messenger RNA, 1071 nt
Organism: Strongylus vulgaris
Lineage: Eukaryota; Metazoa; Nematoda; Chromadorea; Rhabditida; Strongylidae
Source: the annotation of a GenBank genome assembly
AUGUCGAACUGCGAAGUAGGCGGAGUUUUAUUCUCCAGCAACGUCUCCCAUGCUGAGAAGGAGUUCGACGUUUUCGGCUCCCUGGAUGCCUUACUAAGAGUAGGCCAUGCCAGAAGCCCCAUCGUCUGCCUGAUCAAGCCGCUAGAUGCUAUCAAGGAACGUUGGAGGCGUGGAUAUGUCUUACACCCAUCUUUUGUCCAUCUUGUCGAUUCGCAUGAGACCCUAUCACCUCGCCUGGCUAUCCUUCGACUCCGCUCUCUGCAUCAGAAAGCCAUCACUAUCAUCAACUGCUAUUCUCCAACAUCAGCAGCUGAUGAUUCAGAACUUUAUGCUUUUUAUGAGGAUUUGGAGGGAGUCAUCCGCAAAGAAAAUUCCUUCUAUAAGUUCGUUAUGGGUGACUUCAAUGCGAAAAUCGGAAUACCAGAAGAAGGGGAGCACAGGACCAGAGAUUUGAAUCAGAACUCCGGAAUGAGAAUGGUAACCGUCUUGUUGGACUCUUAUCCGCCGCACGGCUUUUUCAUGGCAAUCCAUUAUGAAGAAAGAACACCGGCGGUGGACAUGGGAGUCACGCAGCGGCACGACUCAUGCGGAAAUCGACCACAUUCUCAGCAAUCAAAGUUGGUGCUCACUGACGUUUCUGAUGUCAUAGGAGGUGACGGUCCCAGAACUCCGAGCCCACCUGUUCGUGUCAUAGGAGGUGACGGUCCCAGAACUCCGAGCCCACCUGUUCGACUGUUUUCUCUCCGCUCUGUUACGCAGCAGAGACGUGGCCGGACACUGUGGCUACGUCGACGUUCCGAACAACCCACAGGAGCGCUAGAACGACGCCUUCUGUGGUACAACCGGCGCAUCCAACAUCUAGUCGGACUUCGCAGUUCAGAUAUGAGAUCCAUGUCUCGUCUUCGCGAUCCAGCGGAAUACGUCUCUAAGACGAAACAUCGAAAGGUGGUCAAUGAGAGGGACAGACGACAGAUGGACAUUAAGAACUCUGGAAUCCCUCGAGAAGCAGACGUUCUUGAGGGAGUACGACCAUAUGGGCUGACGUGUUCAUUGCACGGAUGGACUAGCUAA